This is a messenger RNA of Tripterygium wilfordii, 837 nucleotides long. RefSeq names its product pectinesterase 1-like. The transcript has a single exon. Gene Ontology annotation, molecular function: enzyme inhibitor activity. Bases 203 to 781 code for a protein of 192 amino acids. Lineage: Eukaryota; Viridiplantae; Streptophyta; Magnoliopsida; Celastrales; Celastraceae. The record is from RefSeq and is a predicted model, not a curated record.
UGCAAAGCUUCUCUGUGUAGAGUUUGAUUCAGCCUUAGAGAAUUGACUCACAUCUAAAUUUGGUUAUCUUUGGAUGGUCAAGCGUUUGGUUCUCUCCAUCCAUGCAUAAUCCAUCACAUAUCCUUCCUAUAGGCCUGUAACUUCCCUUAUUAAGAACAUUUAAAAAGCAACUAAAACAAUACUAAAAACACAGACAUAAAACAUGAACAAAAUAUUCCCAAGUCUAUGCUUACUUUUACUUGCUGCUGUUCUUUGUUUGCAUCAAACGCUCGCGAAUGAGACGCCAAGUCCUAGUGUUGCGCCCGAACCAGAAGAUUUAAUCGCUCAAGCUUGUGAUCGAACUCUGUACAAAAACGUAUGCAAAGCCAUUCUUGAAUCGGACCCAGAGAGCGAAGGAUCUGACUUCCAAGACUUGGGCAAGAUUGCACUCCAGUUUGCAUCAAAAAAUGCUACUGCAAUAUUUGAACUGGUUCUUGAUUUGUCCAACUCAACGACGAAUGAGUUUGAACGACAAUGUUUAGCAGAUUGUUCCGAGGGUUUCCAAGACGUGAUCGAACAGGUUCGUGACUCGAUUGAAGCUUUGCAGUCCAAACGUUACAAUGAUGCUAAUACAUGGAUCACUGCUGCCAUGACCGACGCACAAUCGUGCGAGGAAGGGUUCCAUGAAGAACCAGGACAUGAUUCGCCAUUAACUGAAAUGAAUGAAUUGUUUAGCCAGAUAUGUAGCAUUGCUUUAACCAUUACCAAUCUCUUGGAUGAUGCUGCUGCUGCUACUGCUUAAUUGCUUCAAAAAUUAGUCCUGUAUUUUGUCUGUAAACCAUUGCAUGCGUUUUUUUG